GCUAGUCACAUAUAAAAGCAGCUGCUGCAAGAAGUCAUCCUUGUCUCCUUGAAGGACUGACAAUUAGACGGCUCUUUACUGACUAGGACAGUUCUCUCCACUCUAGAGCUGAAAUCAAGAUGCUUCUGACAGAAAAAUCUUUGGUGCUUUUAAGUUUUCUGGGGCUCAUUCUGAUUUCUUGUAUAGCAACAUGUCAAGAAACAGAAAGUAAAAGGGCGGUGACAGAACAUCAGUUCAUGCAUGACAAAGGGAGAACCAUUCAAGGACUGAAGCGCCUGAUGUGGCUACACAGUGCGAUGGGUGGACUACACACUGCCAGUGGCAGAGAUCUUUCCCAUACCCUGAGCGAGUGGGAUCUACAGAACAUCAGAGGUAUGCUGAAACAGCACAGUGAUGCAAACUGGGAAGAAAGCCUUGACUUGCUGAAGCAGAAGCUAGUUCAACUCAUCAUGGAAGAGCAGGCUACACCAUUACUAAAGCAGAGUGAUCUGCUGCUAUUCCUGAAAAAUGCAAGCAAUCGAUGGAACCAGAGAGACAUCACUGACAGCAUUCAGGAUAAAGAGAAGGAAAACCAAAACUUCAUCAGCACAGAGGCAAAUUAAGUGUUCGUACCAGAAUGAAUCUCAUUUUAGUUCAUCAAACUGCUAUCAUCUUUAUAAGGCCAUAGCUAUUCUGAAAUCAAAACAGGACCCCAACAGAAAAAACUUAGUAAUGGAAAUAUAACCAGAGUUUCAGAUGAGAUGCAGUACCACAGUUAUCAGACCUAAAAUUAAGAUUGAUCUGCUGGACUAAAAUAUGUGCCUGUUUUCAAAUGCUAGUCUUAAAUAACAAUUUCCAUGUGUGGAUGGCAAGCUACAGUCAUUGACUGAUUGGACUAGCCGUUAGUGUUCAAAUGGUAGUAUAGGUUUUGUGCUGGCAUACAUAAAAGAUAUUACUCUGACUAGGCACUGAUUUGAAGUACGGCAAAGAAAAAUGACUACAAAAUCCAUACCUCAUGUUGUUUUUGUGAAUAAUGCUGCCAAACUCUACAGCAUUACAAAUAAAAAUAAAGCAUGUUAUCUUUUGUUAA
This is a messenger RNA of Protopterus annectens (West African lungfish), 1069 nucleotides long. Its product is annotated as parathyroid hormone 4-like. Bases 120 to 602 code for a protein of 160 amino acids. The transcript is spliced from 3 exons. The record is from RefSeq and is a predicted model, not a curated record. Gene Ontology annotation, biological process: regulation of chondrocyte differentiation; osteoblast development; bone mineralization. Lineage: Eukaryota; Metazoa; Chordata; Ceratodontiformes; Protopteridae. Gene Ontology annotation, cellular component: extracellular region. Gene Ontology annotation, molecular function: peptide hormone receptor binding; hormone activity.